Messenger RNA from Saccostrea cuccullata (small rock oyster), 2626 nucleotides. RefSeq lists its product as uncharacterized. The transcript is spliced from 14 exons. The record is from RefSeq and is a predicted model, not a curated record. Bases 145 to 2247 code for a protein of 700 amino acids. Lineage: Eukaryota; Metazoa; Mollusca; Bivalvia; Ostreida; Ostreidae.
CAAUAAUGAAAACGAGACCCAGGGGACUUUUUUUUCUUUAGUUUUCAAUUCAAUACACAGAUAAAUACUCAGUAUAGAGGGCGUAGUGGCGUGACCCCGGUCCAUCAGAAUUUAUGACCUCAGGAAUCGUGUAAUUGUCGCUCAAUGACUCAAAAUCCGCUACAACAAAGAUCCGAGCGCAUCAUCUUAGUACUGAACUAUUCAACUACACGUAAUAUGGAGGGGUAUUGGAUUUAUAUUGUGUUGUUUUUAUUAUUUUCUGGAAAAACUUUUUCUCAAACAGAAACAACAUUUGUAACAACCCCUAAAGUGGUCGAGGCCAAGCUAGGAGAACAGGUCAGCUUCUUCUUAACCUACACGACACAAGAUAAUUCCUCUGAAUUUACCGUCACUAGUCUAAAUGGGAUGUAUGAAGUCAUCAAAAUCGUCGAUACAAACAUCACCACGAACUCUUCAUGGACAAUGGACGCUAAUGUGCAGGUGAGUGCGAUAGAUGGCAGCACAAGAAAAGUGAACAUAAUGAUAUACAUCGUGAACUUCCAGAUCCAUGAUGGAGACUACAGGGUCAAAGUUGAAGGGUCAGAUGGCAUGGGAGAGGAUACUUUGCUCAUAAGGACUAUUGCUUCCCCAGAUAAACUACAACUGGCUGCCAGUGCACCGGACGUUCAAGAAAGGAUGACCAUACAAUUCACCUGCAAGGGAAACACAGGGAGACCGCGCCCUAUCGUCCAUCUCUUACGCCGGGAUGUAUACAACGGCACCAGCAACAGGACAUUUCACCCUAUCAUGUCUACGACCACUCCCGAUAUAUUACCGCAAUUUGAGAACGGCACGUUUGAUCUGACACAUGCCUUUUCUUAUACUGUGCAGUGGCAUGACAACUUUGCCGAGUUUCGAUGUGACAUCUCUUACGACGUAGGCCUUGGUACUGAACUGUCGUCUGCUCAGAGUGAUAGCGUCACCAUAAACGUCACAUCUACCCGAUCCCUGCAGAUUCAGGCCCAACCAACGAUCGUAGAACUGGGAAAGGAUGGAGUAAAUAUAAUAUGUUCUGUUACCAGCUCACUGCUAACACAAGUAUUUGUCAUACAACUGCAGAGAAACACAUCGACCGGCUUUGAAAAUACUGCUUCAGUUACCGGACAGGGUACAUCAUAUCAGGAUACGUCACUAAGGGAUAGGACUACCUUAACAGGCGCCGUGAGUCCGGUCUCGUCCGCAUUUCUUCAGUUAUUUUUCCCCAGCAGUAAUUUAACAUGUCCCGGGGAUUUCACAGAGUAUAAGUGUACCCUUAGUGCUUUUGACACGGGUCUUGUUAAUCAGGAAACUGGACCAUUACAGAAGACUUUUAGAGUUCAACCAGCACAGAUUGCGGCACCUAGCGUCAGAAUUCAAGGUGAAUCUUACACAUCUAGAAGACAAUUUCAAGUAGGGACUACCAUACAGCUGACUUGUACUGGACAAAUCGGCAGUGACCCCAGCGCUACAAUACGUUGGUGUGCUAAGACUGCUGAUGCCUCAUCUUUCACGGGGCUACCGGAGGCCCCAGUCCACUCCCAGGCCUCCAAGGCAGGGUGUCAAUACACCCGUUCCAGUACCAUCACCUACAACCUCACCAGCAGUGACACCGGUACACAGUUCCUGUGUGAGUCCGGUUAUUCUUCUCUUUGCGGAUCUGGAACAGCUAUGCAGUAUGUUAACAUAUCUAUCGGGGAAGAAACUGAGACAACUCCAGAAACGACAGAGAUGAAUAGGCCUACAACUCCUCAAGGAGAUUCGUCAACCUCGACUGAAGACUCGUCUUCACAGACUGGUAAAGAUGAUAUCGCCAUCAUUAUUGGGAGCGUGGUCGGAGGAGUUGUGGUUCUUGUCGUCAUCAUUCUUCUGGUUUAUUUCUUGGUGCUUCGCAGAAAAUCAGGGUCAGGAUUCGGAUCGUCGGCUGAAUCUUCCAAUGACAAAGCAACGGGAAAUGUUCCAGGAUAUAAUGGGCCAUCUAAUUCAGAGGGAUCUGUUUAUAGUAUGCCCGUUAAAAACAACAACGCCCCAGAAAAACAGCCACGUAGGACAAAACCCAAACAUUACCAAGAGGAUCAACAAAACACUCCUUCUGGUGGUCAUGAAAAUGAAGCCCUGGAUGAUGAACACACGGAAAAACGAGAGAGAGGCAAUGACAAUCCACAGAAUAAGCUUAGUUACACCAAUACCAUGAUGAAUGACGACCACAACGGUGAGGUGACAGCAAUGUGAUGCAAGCCAGCUUACUGACCGUGCAUCCGGUGAAUGAAGAAAUUAAUGACUGUUCACAACCAUAUUUACCAUUUAAACAAGGAAGGAUAUGUCUGGAUAAACAAGUGGAUGCAGGGGUAUCUACACGAAAAUAAUCAGGAUUAUUGCUUUUUUACACUAAUACAAGUUUAAGCUGCAAGACAAUGAUUUAAGCAUUGACUACUUUUCAUAAAUGGUUCUGCCUUUCUUGGUAAGAAGGAUGUGUGUCUUGCAAAUAUAAACCAUAGUUAUUUAAAGUUUACUGCAAUGAACAAUAAUUUUCUUUAGCACAAAGUUUUUACUAUGUAUAUCAACGAUUUAGGUAUAGUAAUUCGAGCUUACUCGAGUUUACUAUGAUUUU